Molecule: messenger RNA, 1071 nt
Organism: Chenopodium quinoa (quinoa)
Lineage: Eukaryota; Viridiplantae; Streptophyta; Magnoliopsida; Caryophyllales; Amaranthaceae
Product: vesicle transport v-SNARE 12-like
Exons: 5
Coding region: 196-864 (222 amino acids)
Biological process (GO): vesicle-mediated transport; intracellular protein transport; vesicle fusion
Cellular component (GO): Golgi apparatus; late endosome membrane; endoplasmic reticulum membrane
Molecular function (GO): SNAP receptor activity; SNARE binding
Source: RefSeq, a predicted model, not a curated record
AGUCUUAAUUAUCUCAAUCUCCUAUUCUCCUUAAUCCCAAAUUUUAUUUUCAAUGUUUGUUAUGCAAAACUUAAGUCAUUCACAAAGCAAGAAGCAGGAAAAAAGGCCUUUGUCUGAAUUCUUCCUUCACCUAACAGAACUCUUCUUCUUGGAUUCGCCAUUGUCGAAAGCUUCUCACUUUCUCUCUCCUCUAAAAUGAGUGAGGUUUUUGAUGGCUACGAGCGUCAGUACUGUGAGCUAUCUGCCAAUCUCUCCAAUAAAUGUUCCUCCGCUUCUCUUCUCUCAGAUCAAGAGCAGAAACAGCAGAAGCUGACUGAAAUUAAGACAGGUCUGGAUGAGGCUGAUAUAUUGAUACGGAAAAUGGAUCUUGAAGUGAGAAGCUUACAACCUAACAUGAAAGCCAUGCUUCUUGCGAAGCUGAGGGAGUAUAAAUCUGACUUGAAUAAUUUGAAAAGAGAAGCAAAGAGAAUCAGUUCACCCAAUCAUGAUCAGUCUGCCCGUGAAGAGUUACUAGAAGCUGGAAUGGCAGAUACAUACAAGACAUCUUCAGACCAGAGAGAAAGAUUGGCAUUUUCAACUGAAAGAUUAAAUCAAUCAAGUGACAGAAUUAGGGAGAGUAGGAGAACCAUAAUGGAGACCGAAGAGUUGGGCGUUUCAAUUCUUCAAGAUUUGAAUAAUCAGCGUGAAACCCUCCUACAUUCACACACAAAGCUUCACGAGGUAGACAAUGCCAUUGACAAAAGUAAGAAGAUCCUGACUGCUAUGUCACGAAGAAUAAGCAAAAACAAAUGGAUUUUUGGUGGAGUAAUUGGUGCUCUCCUCAUUGCGAUCAUUUUCAUUAUUUAUUUUAAGCUUACUCAUUAGUGAUCCUCCUUUGGCACUAUAGUUGAUGACUCUUAUCUCUGCUUGCUUAUGAUUUCGCAAAUCAAGAAUCAGAAAUGAACUGAGACUCAUUUGUAAUGCCAUUGCUUUGUAUAUCUAGCACAGUUAUUGAUGUAUGUAAACCAACAACUUUACGGUUCAUUGUAUAGUAGAUACAUCUAACGGUGUGUUGCUCGUAUUGGGAAUCAA